AUGCAUACUGGUGAAAAGCCUUAUACAUGUACAGCAUGUGGAAAAUCUUUUACACAACAAGGUAAUCUUCAGCAGCAUCAGAGGAUCCAUACUGGGGAAAAGCCUCAUGAGUGUGCAACAUGUGGAGAGGAAUUCAGACAUGCACACUCUUUAAGGAGACACCAAAUGAGGAGACACACUGGUGAAAAGCCUUAUGAGUGUGCUUCAUGUGGGAAAGCUUUUGCAGACAAGUAUACUCUUCAUAGACAUCAGCAAGUCCAUAUGGAAGAAAAACCACAUCGUCUUACCAAAGAUACGCGCACUGAAAAAAAGCUGUAUCCGUGUUCAACAUGUGGAGUGGCAUUUACACAAAUGCAAAAUCUGAAAAGGCAUCAGAAGAUCCAUACUGAACAAAAGCCCCAUCAGUGUGCCACAUGUGGAAAGGCCUUUGCACGAAAAUGUCAUUUAAUUGUACACGAAAGGACUCAUUCUGGACAAAAGCCUUACCAGUGUGCAACAUGUGGAAAGGCCUUUGUAAAAUCAGAUAAUUUAAUUGCACACGAGAGAACUCAUUCUGCAGAAAAACCUUACCAUUGCAGCACAUGCGGCAAGGCCUUUUCACAAUUAGGCAAUUUAAAAAUACAUCAGGCUGCUGUACACAAUACUGGUGAAAAGCCUCACCAGUGUGCAAAAUGUGGAAUGGCUUUUGCGGUCAAAUCGUAUUUGACUGCACAUCAGAAAAGAUGCAAUUACAGUGUACCGUGUGUGUGAAGUCCUUUCCAUAGAAAAACUCUCGUACUCAUAGGAGGACUCUCACUGACAAAUGCCUUACCACUUAUAACCUGUUAUACCAAAUACCAAAACUUAUUUCAAACAAAUGGCCAUUUUUGGAAAGGUCUUGAGAAUACACAGAAUAUGAAAAGGCAUUUGUUGAAGGUGUAUUUGUAAACACUGCUUACUUUUUAGGAGAAAUCCAUAAUCACACAGAGUGAAUGUUAUACCUGUAGAUGGUAACAGUUUUUAACUUUUUAAUGUGUUUAUAUAUCGAUUGUUGAUUUCUAAAAUAUCUUAACUAGAGACUAAUAAUCAUAUAUGCCCUCACAUUCCCAAUGCAAACACAUGCCAUUAACAUACAUACUUUGUACAUACACAAACCCAUCCAUAUUCCCAUGGCACUGUCUUUCUGUCUAAUGUAUUUUAGUUUAAAUAACAAGGAGUCGAAGACUGACUUCAUUGAUAGUUUUGUAGCAGCAACUGGGUUUGACUUUGAAUAAUGAGAUCAAUGCUCUCAGAAACAAGUACGCCUACACCUUUGGUCAUCUUGUCUGUUUGUAUAAAGAAACAUUUAUUUUAUGUAGGACGGACAAGAUUCUUGUAUUGGAUCAUGUGUAUUCGACUUUGUAAAUAAUCACUGUAUGUGACUGUCUAUAAGGGAUGUAAUGGGUUGAGGGUGGUUUAGCAAUUGUACACCAACAUG
Engraulis encrasicolus (European anchovy) is the source of this 1456-nucleotide messenger RNA. Its product is annotated as zinc finger protein 260-like. Lineage: Eukaryota; Metazoa; Chordata; Actinopteri; Clupeiformes; Engraulidae. The transcript has a single exon. Gene Ontology annotation, molecular function: DNA-binding transcription factor activity, RNA polymerase II-specific; RNA polymerase II cis-regulatory region sequence-specific DNA binding. Gene Ontology annotation, biological process: regulation of transcription by RNA polymerase II. Bases 1 to 750 code for a protein of 249 amino acids. The record is from RefSeq and is a predicted model, not a curated record.